Molecule: messenger RNA, 1296 nt
Organism: Eimeria acervulina
Lineage: Eukaryota; Apicomplexa; Conoidasida; Eucoccidiorida; Eimeriidae
Product: WD-40 repeat protein, putative
Exons: 9
Coding region: 1-1296 (431 amino acids)
Biological process (GO): iron-sulfur cluster assembly
Cellular component (GO): cytosolic [4Fe-4S] assembly targeting complex
Molecular function (GO): protein binding
Source: RefSeq, a predicted model, not a curated record
AUGGCCUCGUGCAAAUAUGGGGCCGGCACUGCGGGGGACGGCGUGCACAGUCGAGCCGUCCGUUCUGUCUCCUGGAGCCCUGAUGGUUGUCUCCUUGCUGCUGCUUCAUUUGAUGCUACUGCUUCGGUGUGGGCAGUGCAGCAGCAGCAGCAGCAGCAGCAGCAGCAGCAGCAGCAGCAGGAAGAGGGGAGCGGAAGAGACGGAGCAGAAGUUGUCUCGAGAAAAUCAAAACUCCAAAUUCGCCUGCUGCAAACCCUUGUUGGACAUGAACAUGAGGUGAAGGGCGUCGCAUGGAAUUCAUCGGGGUGUCUGCUCGCGACCUGCAGCCGAGACAAAAGUAUUUGGAUUUACAAAAGAAUGGAGGCAGACUCAGACGAAGCAGGUGUACGUACACCUGAACAGCAGCAGCAGCAGCAGCAGCAGCAGCAGCAGCAGCAGCAGCAGGAAGACGAAGAAGAGGAGUUUGUCGUUGCGUCUGUCUUAACAGGCCAUUCCCAAGAUGUGAAGGCGGUGCGCUGGCACCCGAAGAAGGAUUGGCUGGCCUCCGCUUCUUAUGACGACACUGUUGCUAUUUGGGGUUUAGGGGACGAUGAUUGGGUUAUGCUCAAGACGUUGCGAGGACACUCUUCGACUGUAUGGGCGUUGGAUUUCUAUGGAGAUGGCAGCCGCCUCGUCUCUGCUUCAGCAGACCGAACGCUGAGGCUGUGGACCUGCCUGCCCCCCGGCGUCAGCUCGUCUCGCCGUUUGCUGAGUUUGUCUCAGUGGUGUGUGGCUCCGUUCUUAAGGCCUUUGGCGACAGCAGCAGCAGCAGAAGCAGCAGCAGAAGCAGCAGCAACAGCACCAGCAGCAGCAGCAGCAGCAACGCCUGCAGAAGCACCAGCAAAAGCAGCACCAGCAGCAGCACCACCAGCAGCAGCUGCAGCAGCAGCAGCAGCAGCAACAGCAACAGAUGAAGAUGCUGAGGAUACACCGCAGCAGCACGCUGAAGCCUGGAGGUGUAUGGCUUCAGUGCAAGGUCAGCACCAAGGGAUUAUAUACGGGGUGUCUGUACACCCCAGCAAAAACCUGUUGGCGACGGCAUGCGGGGAUGGACACAUUCGUAUUUACUUGCUGACAGACACAGGAGCAACUCUUCUGCACUGCGAGCUGCAGCAUCCUUUGCAGGAGAAGGCGCACAACUCGGACGUCAACUCCGUUGCAUGGAGCCCCGACGAUGGAGAAGUGCUGCAAUUGGCUUCAGUAGGCGACGAUGGAUUCCUUACUGUCUGGUCUCUAGACACCCCAAUUGAAGCCUAA